Hymenoscyphus albidus is the source of this 718-nucleotide messenger RNA. NCBI's taxonomy places the organism in Eukaryota, Fungi, Ascomycota, Leotiomycetes, Helotiales, Helotiaceae. The record is from the annotation of a GenBank genome assembly.
AUGUCAAUCGAAAAUCUCAAGACCUUCGGUAAGUCUGCCAUCUGCCAUCCCAUCCCAAUCCGUCCAGCAUCAGGCAUGGCUUCCUUAUGCCUGCACACCUCGAUAGACCGCGAAGCCACCUGCUGCUGGUCUCCUUGCCGCCCGCUUCGCUUCGCUUUGCUACGUCAGGUCUUAUCGCAGGAAAACCAGCUAACCUUUGCGUGAUACAGACCCCUUCGCCGAAGCCGACGAAGAUACUGGUGAGACGAAGCAGUCGCAGAACUACAUACACAUUCGUAUUCAGCGUAAGAUUCCUGCCCUUUCUCUUCGCGCACCAGCCCCGCGUUUGUAUGAUCGCGAUGAGUGUGCUGACUUGCACUUCCACCCAUAGAGCGCAAUGGUCGUAAGACUUUGACAACAGUCCAAGGUCUCCCCAAGAAAUUUGAUCAAAAGAAGAUUCUUAAAGUCAUCAAGAAGAAGUUUGGUACGCUUAUUUCCCGUUUGUUUUCAUGCUCCCAGCUCAGUAUGACCCUCCUAUCUGCCUUUCAAGCUAACAUUCGCCUAAGCCUGCAAUGGCACUAUUGUCGUCGACAGCGAGAUGGGAGAGGUGAUUCAACUCCAGGGUGACCAGCGAAAGGAUGUACAAGAGUUCCUCACCGAUAAAAAAGAAGGACUUGAACUAGAUGCCAAGACCAUUAAGGUAGACUCCCCUGUUCCUUUCAACGCUACCCCCGUUUAA